This is a messenger RNA of Aplosporella prunicola CBS 121167, 1699 nucleotides long. RefSeq lists its product as uncharacterized. The coding region runs from base 79 to 1455 and encodes 458 amino acids. Gene Ontology annotation, cellular component: cytoplasm. The record is from RefSeq and is a predicted model, not a curated record. The transcript has 4 exons. NCBI's taxonomy places the organism in Eukaryota, Fungi, Ascomycota, Dothideomycetes, Botryosphaeriales, Aplosporellaceae. Gene Ontology annotation, molecular function: L-ornithine transaminase activity; identical protein binding; pyridoxal phosphate binding.
CAAGAAGCCCAUUUCAAGCCCUCUUCCGCCUAUCGAUCUCCGCCCCACUAAACAUCGAGACUCUUGACCCUAAUCAACAUGGCGCCCUCCGCAGUUAGCACCACGGCCAAUGGCAACGCCGACCGCUACCGUGCAUCAUCCUCGGAUGAGGCCUACCACGCUGAGCACCAAUACGCCGCUCACAACUACCACCCUCUCCCCAUCGUCUUCUCCAGGGCCUCUGGCUGCUCUGUCUGGGACCCCGAGGACAAGCACUACCUCGACUUCCUCUCCGCCUACAGCGCCGUGAACCAGGGCCACUGCCACCCGGAGCUCGUCAAGGCCCUCGUCGAGCAGGCACAGCGUCUCACCCUCAGCAGCCGUGCAUUCUACAACGAUGUCUUCCCCCGCUUCGCCGAGUACGUCACCAAGACGCUCGGCUUCGACAUGGUGCUGCCCAUGAACACGGGCGCCGAGGCCGUCGAGACGGCUGUCAAGAUCGCCCGCAAGUGGGGUUACAAGGCCAAGGGCAUUCCUCAGGACAAGGCCCUGGUGUUCAGCGUGCAGGAGAACUUCCACGGCCGCACGUUUGCCGCCAUCACCAUGUCCACCGACCCCGAGUCGCGCGAGAACUACGGGCCCUACCUCCCCGGUAUCGGCAGCGAGAACCCGACGACCCAUGAGCCGAUCCGCUACAACAACGUCGAUGACGUACGCAAGGUGCUGGAGGAGCACGGCAAGAACACGGCGGCGUUCCUGGUCGAGCCCAUCCAGGGCGAGGCGGGCAUCAUCGUCCCCGACGACAGCUACCUGCGUGAGGUCAAGGCGCUGUGCGAGAAGCACAACGUGCUGCUGAUCUGCGACGAGAUCCAGACGGGCAUCGCGCGGACAGGGCGCAUGCUGUGCCACGAGUGGAGCGGCAUCAAGCCGGACCUGGUGCUGCUGGGCAAGGCCAUCUCGGGCGGCAUGUACCCCGUGUCGUGCGUGCUGGGAUCCAAGGAGGUGAUGCUCACCAUCGAGCCCGGCACGCACGGCUCGACGUACGGCGGUAACCCUCUGGGCUCUGCCGUCGCCAUCAGGGCGCUGGAGGUCAUCCAGGAAGAGAACAUGGUUGAGCGCGCCGAGAAGCUGGGCAACAUCUUCCGCGAGGGUCUGCGCAAGAUCGACAACCCCAUGCUCACGCUGGUGCGCGGCAAGGGUCUGCUGAACGCCAUUGUCAUCGACGAGAGCAAGACCAACGGCCACAGCGCCUGGGACCUCUGCAUGCUGUUCAAGGAGAAGGGUCUGCUGGCCAAGCCCACGCACCAGAACAUCAUCCGCCUCGCGCCGCCCCUCGUCAUCACCGAGGAGCAGAUCCAGCAAGCCCUCGACAUCAUCCGCUCCGCCAUGGCCGAGCUGCCCACGCUCAAGGGCAAGAAGGAAGCCGAGGUGCUGCCCGCCGGCGAGAAGAACGUGCACAUUGGCGUCGACAACUAAAGCGCCACGCCAUGCGCGGGACCUUUUUAGUAGUCGUCGUCUGCUACAACAGCCAAGGCAAGACAAGGCGAGGCAAGGUAAGGCGGCGGACCGAGCAAGCUUGCUUGCAACCAUGCAUUUUGCGAUUCGUGAUACCCCCCGGCUCAUCUGAUAUCCGUGCAUAGGACCGGAGGCUUGAUGGACCUGCUCGAGCAUAUGACUGACUGAUGCUUACGUGGUGGCUUGAUGCUGCUGCUCUUUGAUG